Messenger RNA from Bathycoccus prasinos, 768 nucleotides. RefSeq lists its product with no specific name. NCBI's taxonomy places the organism in Eukaryota, Viridiplantae, Chlorophyta, Mamiellophyceae, Mamiellales, Bathycoccaceae. The record is from RefSeq and is a predicted model, not a curated record. Bases 1 to 768 code for a protein of 255 amino acids. The transcript has a single exon.
AUGAUUUUGAGAACGUUUUUGACUUUUAUCAGUGUUCUCGUUUUCUUCUUCUUGACUUCUUCUUCCUCUUUGUCUUCUUCUUUGUCUUCUUCUUCUUCCGUUUUUGAUGUCGAGAAGAACGUCGGGGACAUCGACGAGAAUGGAAAACCAAUCGUCUCCUUAACAAUAACGCCGGCAAAAAGGCACUUGUACGAUCAAUUCGUAAAGUACGACGACGUUAACGGUAACCUGUACAUCUUGGAGGAUCUGGAAGUGGACAAGAGGUACGAGUUAAGGGCGAGUUAUUCGGCCAAGACGCCCGGGAAAUUUUCGAUUGUUUUAUUAGAAGGAGGAGAAGGAAAAGGAGAGGAAGAAGAGAGUGAAAGUCGUUUACGUCGCCGUAGUCGGAAGUUACUGGACGUGGAGAAAAUAGCGUUUAAAGUAUCGAAUUACGAUGAGAGUAAUAGUAACGAAGGAACGACUCGUCUGUUCUUCUCCUCUUCUUCCUCCUCCAAAAGAAGAGCGUACGCGAGAGUCUCCGUGGACUCCUCAAACGUCGUCCCUACGAAAGGAUACAGACAGUUCCCACAAGAAGGGGUUACGUUUAACUUGACGCUAGAGGAGUGUUUCUUCUUCGGGUUAAUACCGAUACAUUCGAUUCCAGCGAUUGCGUUGUGCGUCGCGAUGGUAGCUUUCGGACUUUUGAUCGGGAAACCGUUCGCGGCUUUUUUAUGGAGGGAAGAUUUUACGCUUUGGUCGUCGACGAACCGGCGGCUCAAGAAAACGUAG